Messenger RNA from Epinephelus moara (kelp grouper), 3117 nucleotides. RefSeq names its product prolyl endopeptidase (gene prep). The record is from RefSeq and is a predicted model, not a curated record. The transcript is spliced from 14 exons. NCBI's taxonomy places the organism in Eukaryota, Metazoa, Chordata, Actinopteri, Perciformes, Serranidae. Gene Ontology annotation, biological process: proteolysis. Gene Ontology annotation, cellular component: cytosol. Gene Ontology annotation, molecular function: oligopeptidase activity; serine-type endopeptidase activity. The coding region runs from base 61 to 2286 and encodes 741 amino acids.
CUCGUUGGCUGUGUGUAAGCAGGGCAUCUUCUCUGCCAAAAGCUUCAGCGCCUUAAGUUGAUGUUUUACAGGAUCCACAGGGUCAUUUCAAAACCAUUAUUUCAGUCUGUGAGGCAGCUUGUUUUCUUUCGCAGUUCCCGAAAACUGACCUCCAGAAUGGCUUUCCAGUACCCGCAGGCGUACCGCGACGAUGCAGUUAUGGAUGACUAUCAUGGCACCAAAGUACCAGAUCCCUACAGCUGGCUGGAGGACCCGGACAGUGAGAAGACACAGGCCUUUGUCACGGCUCAGAACCAGCUGACGUUGCCGUUUUUAGAGCGCUGCGAGGUGCGAGACCUGUUCAAGGAGCGCAUGACCGAGCUGUAUGACUACCCCAAGUAUAGCUGUCCCUUUAAGAGGGGGAACAGGUACUUUCACUUCUACAACACAGGCCUCCAAAACCAGAGUGUGAUGUACGUGCAGGAGAGUCUGGACGCUGAGCCCACAGUCUUCUUGGAUCCUAACACAUUUUCUGAUGAUGGCACUGUUGCCCUGCGAGGCUACGCAUUCUCUGAGGACGGGGAGUACCUGGCGUACGGCACCAGCGCCAGCGGUUCGGACUGGGUGGAGAUCCGCUUCCUGCAGGUCGAAGGCGCCAAGCCUCUGGAGGACCGCCUGGAGCGAGUCAAGUUUAGCUGCAUGUCCUGGACUCAUGAUGGGAAGGGGCUUUUCUACAACUCCUACCCCGAGCAGGAGGGCAAGAGCGACGGCACUGAGACCUCCACUAACCUGCACCAGAAGCUCUACUUCCACGUUCUGGGGACUCCGCAGUCUGAGGACGUGCUGUGCGCCGAAUUUCCUGACCACCCCAAAUGGAUGGGAGGAGCUGAGGUGUCAGACGAUGGGCGCUACGUGCUGCUGUCUAUCAGGGAAGGUUGUGAUCCGGUCAACAGACUGUGGUAUUGUGACCUUCAGACCACUCCUCAGGGUAUCACAGGACUUUUGCCAUGGGUGAAGCUAAUCGACAACUUCGACGCCGAGUACGAGUACGUGACCAACGAGGGCACGUUGUUCACGUUCAAGACCAACCUGGACGCCCCGCGCUACCGCCUCAUCAACAUCGACUUUGCCUCUCCAGCUCAGAGCAGUUGGAAAGAGCUCAUCCCUCAACAUGACAAGGACGUUAUUGUGUUCGCCACCUGUACAUACUCCAGCUACCUGUUUGUGUGUUUCCUCCACGACGUGAAGAAUGUGUUGAAAAUGUACCGUCUGAGCUCGGGGGAGGAGCUGAGGACCUUCCCUCUCGACGUGGGCUCCGUGGUGGGUUUCACAGGGCGGAAGAGGGACUCUGAGAUCUUCUACUAUUUCACCUCCUUCCUCUCCCCGGCCAUCAUUUACCACUGCGACCUGACGAAGGAGCCGCUGCAGCCCCACAUCUUCAGAGAGGUCACUGUCAAAGGCUUCAACCCCUCUGACUACCAGACCACCCAGAUCUUCUAUCCCUCCAAGGAUGGCACUCAAAUCCCCAUGUUUAUCGUUCACAAGAAGGGCAUCAAAUUGGAUGGCUCCCAUCCAGGUUUUCUGUACGGCUACGGUGGUUUCAACAUCUCCAUCACGCCGAGCUACAGCGUCUCCCGACUCAUCUUUGUCAGACAUCUGGGGGGAGUCCUGGCUGUUGCCAACAUUCGAGGAGGAGGAGAGUACGGGGAGACCUGGCACAAAGCUGGCAUGUUGGCCAACAAGCAGAACUGCUUCACGGACUUCCAGUGUGCGGCUGAGUAUCUCAUCAAGGAGGGAUACACUUCUCCUUCCAAGCUGACUAUAAAUGGAGGCUCCAACGGUGGCCUGCUAGUAGCGGCCUGCGUGAACCAGCGGCCCGAGCUGUUCGGCUGCGCUGUCGCUCAGGUAGGCGUCAUGGACAUGCUGAAAUUUCACAAGUUCACCAUCGGCCACGCCUGGACCACAGACUUUGGCUGCUCUGAAGACAAAGAGCAGUUUGAAUGGCUCAUCAAAUACUCCCCGCUCCACAACAUCCACGUCCCAGAAGGCAACGGGGUCCAGUACCCUGCGGUGCUCCUCCUGACAGGGGACCACGACGACCGGGUGGUGCCCCUGCACUCCCUCAAAUACAUCGCCACCCUGCAGCACAUCGUGGGCCGCAGCACCAAGCAGUCAAACCCCCUGUUCAUCCUUGUGGACACAAAGUCGGGCCACGGUGCCGGCAAGCCCACCAGCAAGGUCAUCCAGGAGGUGGCCGACACCUACGCCUUUAUCGCUCGCUGUCUCAAAAUCUCCUGGGUGAAAUAACCUGGGCCUCCUGCUAAAGUGUGUGGGGUUUGUUUUGUUUUCUUACGUUAACUCAAAUCAUCUUUGGAAUACUGUUCAUACCAGCUGUUUACACUUUCUUUAUAACACACCGACACAGUACUGGAUCUUUUAACUCACGAUUACCCAGCCACCAUUACUACAUCUUUUGUUACUGUCUUUGUUUGUGAUUAUCUUCCCCUCCCUCCCCCUCUCAGCGUGAGCCUGAUACAGACUCAUCUGCCCCAGCUGCAACUGCACACAACUAUAAGCCAACACGCAGCACUCACAGCUAGCAUACCCUCUCCUGUCGGCCAUGUAAUGAAACAAAGAAUGACUACAUUAUCAGUGUGUGUGUGUGUGUGUAAAAGGAGGGGGUACCUUCACGGUUCCAAUAAUCAGCCAAUCAGCAGUCACAGUCAUGAGGUCAAAGUGGCAAAAGUUUAUUUGGAGAUUGGUUUCUGCGUCCUCCGGGGGCUUCAACACGAUGCUUAUUAUUUAUUUAACGUUUGUGCACAGAAUGGAGGCUGUGGGAUGUUGAAUGACUCCAGCAUGUACAAGUAUAGUGCAAAUGAUGACCGUGCAAGUCGACAGUAUCGCUGUGGAUGAGAAACUUGCAAAAAACUGCAUUAUGUGUAUGCAUGAAAGAGUGUGUGUGUGUUGUGUGUUUGAGUGUGUGUGUGGUGUGUGUGUGUGUGUGUGUGUUUAAAUGUCAGUCCCCGCAUUUUUUUCAGACUGAUAAUGAUUUCUACCUCUUGACAUGUGCUGAUUGUUUGCCUUUUACAGGGAACAAAACACAAUGCCACAACUACAAUAAACAACUUUUUAAACUGA